This is a messenger RNA of Diabrotica balteata, 1014 nucleotides long. The record is from the annotation of a GenBank genome assembly. NCBI's taxonomy places the organism in Eukaryota, Metazoa, Arthropoda, Insecta, Coleoptera, Chrysomelidae.
AUGUUCAGUAAUAACCGCAAUUUAUUAUUUAAAGGUAUCGUUUUAGCAUUGUGCAUUAUAUCUUGUGUUCAUUUGUUUUUAUUUCCUCUAUUUGAAACAAACACCACUCCAAACGUUAUAAGGACUUACUUGGAUUUGGAACAAAGCCUUUGUUUAAACGAUAUUCGAAAAAAGAAGCCUUUAAAACCGGGAAAGUGUCCGGAAAAUGGAAUUAUUACAGUGGAACAAGGUGGUAGACUAGGCAAUCAAAUAUGGGAAUACGCGGCAGUUUGGGCUUUAGCUAGAGAAACCGGCUUGGAGCCGUACAUUCCUCGGUGUAUUAAGCUGAAGUUGGAUUCGAUGUUUGAUAAAUUAUCUGUGCCAACUUUGGAUGAAAUCGGUCACUGUCUAGUACAAAAGGAAUUUUUUAUCAUCCCGUCAGCUUCACAAUUUACUAUCGAUUCUUUUUUAGAAGCGUGGAAUUUUACUAAUCAAAGUGUUAUUUUGCCGAGAUACAUCAUGCAACCUACAUUAUUAUUAAACUGGGGCCAAGAUAUUAUUCAUGAGUUUAGUAUUAAAAAGAGUCUCGUAGAAAAAAGUCAAAAAAUAUUACAUGCAGCUGUUAAGUACGUAAAAACACCUGUUGAAACUUUCAUAGGAGUUCAUGUAAGAAGAACUGACUACAUUAGUUAUGUCAAAAGAAAAUAUAAUUCAACUACUGUCGAUAAAACUUUCUUCCAAUCAGCAAUGAAAUUAUAUGAAAAAAAAUUUUCCAAUCCAAUAUUUAUUUUCGUCAGUGAUGAUUCAAAAUGGUGUUGGGAUAAUUUUCAUUACAAGAAAAAUGCCUAUAUAACUGGAAAACAUCACAGCAGCUCCCCUGCUUUAGACAUGACCAUACUGGCUUCCUGCAACCACACAAUCUACGACUAUGGAACAUUUGGCAUGUGGGGGGCCAUCCUAGCUGGUGGAAACACGGUUCAUUACAGCAUCAGUGGAAAAGGUCCUGUCAUCCAAGAUACGGCUCUGAAAAAUUAG